This is a messenger RNA of Cricetulus griseus (Chinese hamster), 2106 nucleotides long. NCBI's taxonomy places the organism in Eukaryota, Metazoa, Chordata, Mammalia, Rodentia, Cricetidae. The record is from RefSeq and is a predicted model, not a curated record.
AUGGAGACGAAGAACACUGUGAAGGCCCUGACCAGUGACUUCGAAAUCAAUAAGCAGGAGACUAAAAUGCACCUAGAGGAGACAAGAGAAGAGAAACUUGGAAAUCUGACUCCAGCCAAACAGCCGUCUUCAGUGCACUUCUUCCCAGAGAUAAUAGAUUUGGAGGCCACGCCGAUGCAAUUGUCAACAUCCACUUCUCAGAACAUACCGUUCAACUUGCCCCAGGUCACCAAUGCUCAGAACAGCGGUCUAACCUUGUCAUCGGCAGGACCGCUGACCUCCAAAUCUACCCUCCUGAGCAUCCCCCGGGGAGAUGCCAGCCUGUCAAAGCAGAGUUCAAGCUUCUUGAUUACAAAGAAACAGCCCCUACUGAGCUUUGACUCGGAAACAUUUGUGUUGGGGGAAGGAGAGGAUUAUUUCCUUUCUUUAUUUGGAGACUCCAGGAAACUCAAUGCACAUUCGUCCCAAACCGAGGAUAUGACCAAGCACCUUUCUGUGAUCCUUGAAGAAGUUGGCCAGUUCACAUCCAGUUUUCUUGAAGACAUUAAAAUAGCUGAGGUAAAUGUCAAGGGCUUGUUUGUGAGGCUCAUGAACUCUUCCACUGACAAAGAAACAGAGAUCGGGAACCACAUUCUCCAGCAGAACGUGAAUGGACAAGCAGUUUCCUUGUACCGAUUCCCCCCCAACAUCAUCAUGCAUGCCAGCUCCACGGUGACGGUGUGGGCAGCAGCAUCGGAAGCAAAGCCCCAGCCACCAACCGACUUUGUUUGGGAGGAACAGAUCAGGUUCCGAUCCAGUCCGGACUGCACGACUAUCCUGUGCAAACCCCACGGCGAGGCUAUUGCCUGGUACACUCCAAUCCACUGGAAGCAAGCGUGGGAGAAAUUAGAGACCGAUAUUGAAUUUGAUAGAUGUUCAGUAGUGAUUCCAACACUGAAAAAGCGUAUGUUUGGGCAGAGAACAGCGUCCAUGUCUUCCAUAAAUAAGGAAAAACAAGAACCAGCAAAGGAGCCCUCCCAAUGUCGGAUAGACCACAUCUACCCUGCUCUUCCUAAAGAAAAGGAAAUCUUGCCGUCCACUUUACCCACUCGGAGUCCUUGGUGCUGCAAUCCUCACACCUCUCCACACCCCUACUGUUCUCUCAUUGAACCACAUGACCCAGACACUUCUGAAAAAAGGUUGGAUACACAGCUGAAGUCCCGGCCAGCCAAGCUCGCUUCAGCCCCAGGAACGAGAGACAACCCAGAUCAUGAGACACAGACUGGGUCAGCGCAGUGUGUGGCUGCCACCAGGGUCAUACCGACCUGGGUGGCCUAUGCUGCCACCAAGACCAUGGUGACGUCUAAGUACAAGCUACGGCUGAGGGCCACAUCUGGGUCCAUGGUCCUGCUACAGGUGGGGCCUGUGCUGACGUCCAUGGUCUAUGUUGCUCAGGGCAGUUGCUACUUGGAAAGUCGUGUUUCCAGAGAGGACGGAGCGGAGCGGGCAGUCCUGCUCCCUGCUCUCCACGGGGUCAGCGUUCCACAGUACACACUGAAGAGCCACACAGGGAUUCCUGAGCAGCUUUUUCCCAAGCGUGCCUCAGAGACGUCGCAGAUAGGUUAUGAAAAGCAGAUCAGCAUCACUUUAUCAGACAGACCCCCAGCUCUGGGAGAAGGACGUGCUAUGCUUCUACAGAGCCCACUCAGGAACAAUGGCGACCGUGUGGGGACCAGCUUCGUGAUGUGGGGGACGGAGAGGAAAUGUGCAGCUGGACCAUCCAAGGCCCCUCCAGGUUUACCAGCUGUCAAGGCAGAACUUAGGCCUGACAUUGCAAAGGAGAGUCUGGCAGAUGGCUUCCGGCACACACAGCUAGACGUCGAGAUGAGCCUCUUCAGUGGGCAGACAGGCAUCAUUGGACUACCCAGCCCCUGCCAGUUAGAAGGAAAAACCACAGCUUCAGAUAUGCAGGUGGGUGUGGCAGGGACAGCUGUGAACUUCGUUGUUCCAGCACCCUCCAGAGAGCCGCUCCUAAGUAAUGCAGAGGUGACCUUCAGCAAGGAUGUGAGCGGCCGAGUCCAGGACCACGUUGCACAGGGCUCUUCCGUGCAAAAUGUGCCCACGUAA